CCGGUGGCGGGAGCUGUGGCCGCGCACGUCGGUCAGCUGCUGUAACGCUUCCGCACGUGGUACCCCAUCCAGAGGACCCGGACCCAUGUGGAAGCUGCUCCCGGUUGCGGGCCAGGCCCGAGAACCAUUCCGACUUUUGACCAAUGUUGAGUAUGUUGUUGGAAGGAAAAACUGUGGCAUUCUAAUUGAAGGUGAUCAGUCGAUCAGUCGAAAUCAUGCUGUGUUAACUGCUAACUUUUCUGUAACCAUCCCGAGUCAAACAGAUGAAAUUCCUAUAUUGACAAUAAAAGAUAAUUCUAAGUAUGGUACCUUUGUUAAUGAGGAAAAAAUGCAGACUGGGUUUUCCCAAGCUUUGAAGACAGGGGACAGAGUUACUUUUGGAGUGUUUGAAAGUAAAUUCAGAGUAGAAUAUGAGCCUUUGGUUGCAUGCUCUUCUUGUUUAGAUGCUUCUGGGAAAACUGCUUUAAAUCAAGCUAUAUUGCAACUUGGAGGACUUACUGUAAAUAAUUGGACAGAAGAAUGUACUCAUCUUGUCAUGAUAUCAGUCAAAGUUACCAUUAAAACAAUAUGUGCCCUCAUUUGUGGACGUCCAAUUGUAAAACCAGAAUAUUUUACUGAAUUUCUUAAAGCAGUUGAGUCCAAUAAACAGCCUCCACAAAUUGAAAGCUUUUACCCCCCUGUUGAUGAACCAGCUAUUGGAAAUAAAAACAUUGAUCUGUCAGGACGACAGGAGAGAAAAAAAAUCUUCAAAGGGAAAACAUUUGUAUUUCUAAAUGCCAAACAGCAUAAAAAGUUAAGUUCAGCAGUUGUUUUUGGAGGAGGAGAUGCUAGAUUGAUAACAGAAGAAAAUGAAGAAGAAGAAAAUUUCUUUACAGCUCCUGGAAUUUGUGUUGUUGAUGUAGGAAUAACAAAUUCACAAACUCCAAUUCCUGACUCUCAGAAAACAUGGAUUCACUCAAUUAUGGAUAUGCUCCAAAGGCAAGGUCUUAGAUCUAUUCCUGAAGCAGAAAUUGGAUUGGCAGUCAUUUUCAUGACUACAGAGAAUUACUGUGAUCCUCGGGGCCAGCCAAGUACAGCAUUGAAGAAGACUCCAGGGCCAAGCUUUUCCCAAGGCUUGUCAGUCAAUGAAAAACUAAUGAUAAGUGCCCCAGUGAACACUACAACAUACGUAGCUGAAACGGAAUCAGAGCAAGCAGAUACAUGUAUGGAUUUCAGUGAAAGACCUAAAGAAACCACAAUCUCCAGAGUGGAACAAAAAUUCAGAAUGUCUUCACAAGAAAUAUCCACUGUGAAGGAACUCUCCAAAAUAAGCUCUAAUGAUAAUAAUAAAGUAUCAAAUACUCUGGUUAGGAUGAAAAUUCCAACCUGUCAGCUUUCACCAAAUAAAUUCUCAGGUGUAAAUAAAAGUAGAGAUCGGGCUUCUCAGCAGCAGACCAACUCCAUCAAAAACUAUUUUCAGCCUUCUACCAAAAAACGGGAAAGAGAUGAAGAAAAUCAAGAAAUUUCUUCACCCAAAUCAGCAAGAAUAGAAAUGUCUUGUUCUCUGUUAGAACAGACACAGCCUAUUCUACCUUCAGUAUGGAAAAAUAAGGAGCAGUCUCUAUCUCAGAGCGAGCCUGUCGAAAAGAAACCAGAUAACUUAGUUACAGAUACAGAUUUAAAAUCCACUGUGAACAGUUCUACCAGCAACUCUCUUUCUACAGAAAAACUAAGAUCAGUAAAAAGAAAAGUAAUUGAUGAUUUAGCCAUUGAAGAUGAAGUAUUGGAAGAGUUACUCAAGAACACAGAAUCAGAGUUAGAAAUUGGAGUGAAAGUUCAAAAACAAGAGGAAGAUGUCAAUAUUAGGAAAAGACCAAGAUUGGAUAUAGAAACAAAUGGCACUUUUAAUGAUGAAGCAAUACCAGAAAGUAGCAGAAUAUCUCAAGAAAAUGAAAUUGGGAAGAAAUGUGAGCUCAAGAAAGAUUCACUAUGGUCAACUAAAGAAGAACUAUCUAUCAAAGAUGAACUUCAGGAUGAUGGUGAUCUGCUUCCAAAGAAGGUGUUACUGAUUGAAUUUAGAUCACUGGUGGUUAGUAACUUUACCUCCAGAAAAGCAUCCAGUGUCAAUAGUGAUUAUGGUCAACUAAAGAAUUUCAAAAAAUUCAAAAAGGCCACAUUUCCUGGAGCAGGGAAACUUCCACACAUCAUUGGAGGAUCAGAUCUAAUAGCUCAUCAUGCUCGGAAGAAUACAGAAUUAGAAGAGUGGUACAAGCAGGAAAUGGAGGUGCAAAAUCAACAUGCAAAAGAAGAGUCUCUUGCUGACGAUCUCUUCAGAUACAAUCCUAAUGUAAGAAGGAGAAGAUAACUGAGGAUUUUAUAAAGAAGCCACAGAACAACAUUUCCCAUCAAGCAUUUAUGUCCUUUUCCUCUGGGAUAAAUGAAUAAAGUAUACAGAAGAGAUUUAAAUUA
Molecule: messenger RNA, 2448 nt
Organism: Hyaena hyaena (striped hyena)
Lineage: Eukaryota; Metazoa; Chordata; Mammalia; Carnivora; Hyaenidae
Gene: NBN
Product: nibrin
Exons: 16
Coding region: 86-2344 (752 amino acids)
Biological process (GO): mitotic G2 DNA damage checkpoint signaling; telomere maintenance; double-strand break repair via homologous recombination
Cellular component (GO): nucleus; Mre11 complex
Molecular function (GO): protein binding; damaged DNA binding
Source: RefSeq, a predicted model, not a curated record